CGAUCCACAGACCAGAUAAUUCAAUAGGGACGCGUGAAACGCCUCCUGCAAGUAAAAUGCAAAUCCCUUCCCUUCCCUUCCCUUUCACAAACUCUCAAAACCUACUAGAUAAAACACCAGACACAUAGAUAAUAGAGAAUAGAUGGCUAAUUUCGAUGAAGCAUCUUCAGCGCAUUUUUGGAUUCACAAUUUGGGAUAUGGAUGGGCCACUCUCAUUGCUCUGCUUGCUAUCCUCUUCUUCCACUCUGCUAAGACCUUCUUCUUCUCCCUCUCUUUCUCAUCCUCCAAACGCCAUCUCCUUCCCGUUUCUCCUGUUGCCUCUGCAUCCUGUCUUUCCGUCUCUCCCUCUGGGAACCUCCAGUUAUUCCGAAUCUCAGACCUCGUAUCAGAAGCAGAUUUAAAGAUCUUAAUAGAGAAUUUGGAUGACGGGCUCCCAGAGAAUGAGAAAUGGGAAAAUGUCAUAGAUAAAAGCAAGAAACUUCUAUCUUACAGUGCGAAAUGCUGCAAACCGAAGGAUGCUCCCCUAAAAUACUUGAGUGUCACAGUAUUUGAAAAUUGCUCCCCAGAGAUUCUCAGGGACUUUUACAUGGACAAUGACUAUAGAAAGCAGUGGGACAAGACCUUGAUUGAACAUAAGCAGCUGGAGGUAGAUAAAACCAAUGGCAUUGAAGUUGGUUGUACCAUAAAAAAGUUUCCACUCUUGACGCCAAGGGAAUACAUUUUGGCAUGGAAAUUAUGGGAAGGAAAAGAUAAAACGUUCUACUGCUUUAUUAAGGAAUGUGAACAUCCAUUGGUACCUCGGCAAAGAAAGUAUGUACGGGUGGGUUUCUUUAGAUCCGGUUGGAGAAUUAGGAAAGUACCUGGUAGAAAUGCCUGUGAGAUUAGAAUGUGUCACCAAGAAGAUGCUGGUUUAAAUGUGGAAAUGGCGAAGUUGGCUUUUGCCAGGGGCAUAUGGAGUUACAUUUGUAAGAUGGAUAAUGCCCUGCGUGAUUACAGUGCAAUGAGUCAUCUUCGAAUGGGUCCUGCUGUUACUGCUGUGUCUUUGAUCCAGAAGGUUCCACCAGGAUUAGAACAAAAAAAUGUUGUGGAUACUCCAGCAACACCUGCAGUGACUGCCAUGGAUGGAUUGGUUGCUGACAGAACCAAGGAGAGGAAAUUCCUUAGAAGGCCAUCAAGGAAGGUUGUGGCAAACGGUUUGCUUCUUCUUGGUGGUGUGGUCUGCUUGUCCCGUGGACACUCGAGCCUGGGUGCUAAAGUUGCCAUGGCAUACAUCUUGACAAAGCUGAGAAAAAAUGAUGCUUUUUCAGGCGAAAGCAAGGAAAGGUGAGGUGAAUGACCUGUCCACAUUGCACAACCAAGAGUGAUCCUGGUUAACCUAAUAACACUUGCUUCGUACAGUUUUUAUUUUUGGCAUGGAAUCGUACUGUUUUUACCCAUUUCUGGAGCUCUGUUUAUCCCUGUAUGUAGAAGGUAACGCUUUCUUAACUGUUAAUCAGUUGCAUGCAUUUGGCGUUAUAGAUGUACAGAUAACUAUAGGAACAUGAUCUACUUGAACCAUAAUCUAUGAAUGAAAAGCUAAGCUGUUGAUUUUUCAAA
Molecule: messenger RNA, 1596 nt
Organism: Manihot esculenta (cassava)
Lineage: Eukaryota; Viridiplantae; Streptophyta; Magnoliopsida; Malpighiales; Euphorbiaceae
Exons: 6
Coding region: 143-1327 (394 amino acids)
Molecular function (GO): lipid binding
Source: RefSeq, a predicted model, not a curated record